AGACAAUCACAGCCUUCAAACACCCUCAGUUGUCCAGUCAAUUCAUAACUUCGGUUACUUUCUCUCGCUACUCGCUACCAAGAUGCGUUCAUUCGUUGCCUACUCUCUUUUGGCCUCGGCCACCUUUGCCUCCGCUCUCGAGCGUCGCUGGGACUACCCCUCUGCCGUCCCUGCUCUUGAGAGACGCCAGGAGCCUGGUACUCCCCGCUACGCCUGCCAUGAGGACUGCGGUCUCCUCAUCACCCUUGGCCGUGAGGAGGGCUUCUGCGACAAUGCUGAGUGGAACGAGCGCUACGGACGCUGCAUGAUCUGCGCCAACACGUUCGAGAUCUGGAUCUACUACCGCAACGGCGUCACCAGCGCCGCUGAGCAGUGCGGUCUCUCGCCCACUCCCAGCCCGUCUGGUUUCACUGCUUCCAGCACCGUUGUUGAGGCCGAGGAGUCCACCACCGCCGUCGCCGAGGUUACCACCACCGCUGCCCCUGAGAUUACCACCACCGCCGUCGAGGCCGAGGAGACCUCCACCGCCGCCGCCGAGACCACCGAGGCCGAGGCCACCUCCGCUGCCGGUGAGCCCACUGACGCCGAGACCUCCGCCGCUGCCGGCGAGACCACCGCUGCCAACGUUCCCACCACUCUGUCCACUGCCGCUAUCGAGAGCAAGUCUUCCUCCUCCGAGACUGCUGGCGAGUCUGCCGCCGAGACCGACUCCGCUGCUACCUCCACCUCUGGCGGCUCCAUCGGCACCAUUGGCGUUACUCCUACCCCUGGAUCUUCCACUCCUUCCACUGUUCCCGUUAACGGAGCUGCCAAGAACUUCGGCUUCGGCGCUGCCAUCGGCGCUGCCGCCCUUGCCAUGGCUGCCGUCUACUAAUGGACUUGAUGGUUAUGAAUGAUAAUGGACCAAUCUAUGACUAGAUUCGGCAAUGUACUUGUACAAUAGUUGUUGCAGGGACCCGGAGCAAACGCUAUUGCACAUGGGAUCGAGGGAUAAUUAGACGCGCCCCUAAUCUUCAAUUCUACGGAGGAAUUUCAAC
Ilyonectria robusta is the source of this 1037-nucleotide messenger RNA. RefSeq lists its product as uncharacterized. Bases 83 to 874 code for a protein of 263 amino acids. The record is from RefSeq and is a predicted model, not a curated record. The transcript is spliced from 3 exons. Lineage: Eukaryota; Fungi; Ascomycota; Sordariomycetes; Hypocreales; Nectriaceae.